Plasmodium fragile is the source of this 3411-nucleotide messenger RNA. RefSeq lists its product as uncharacterized. Gene Ontology annotation, biological process: terpenoid biosynthetic process. NCBI's taxonomy places the organism in Eukaryota, Apicomplexa, Aconoidasida, Haemosporida, Plasmodiidae. The record is from RefSeq and is a predicted model, not a curated record. The coding region runs from base 1 to 3411 and encodes 1136 amino acids. Gene Ontology annotation, molecular function: 1-deoxy-D-xylulose-5-phosphate synthase activity. The transcript has a single exon.
AUGAUAAUAGGAACGUCCUUUCUCCUGUGCUUGUUCACACUGAUCAUCACCUCCAUGCACAUCACUUUAAAAGCCACCAGCGGUAAAUGUGAAGUAAGUAGAAACGUCAAGUACCUGAAACAGUUAAACAGGAUUACCACGAAAAGGUAUUAUUUGUGUAAAAUUUUUAAGGACAGCUUCCCCUGCUUUUUUGGCAUCUCUGGAGGGUAUGACCCAAAUGAUAGUAGUGGCAGGCUGCUCAAGCGUAAUGCUAUACAAUGGGAUCAGUUAAAAAUAAAAAAUGAAAUCUGCCCAAAGGGAAGGCCUUGCGAUGAGGUGCAAGUAGAAAGGGUAGGACAAGAAAGGAACCCUCCCAAUGAUGACCAACGUGUAGGUAGCCAUAAGGGAGAUACAAAAUGGAUCAUACAGGAUGGAAACCGCUACACGGAUAAUGCAAAUAAAAAGGCAUGUGACGGAAUGAGUGGUAGCAGGACACACUCACCCACUCGUAAAGCACCAAAUAUGUUAUUCAUCAAUUACACCGGUUUGAAGCAAUUGAACAAGUAUGGCCUGAGAAGGGGGGGUGGUUUUAUUAAUGGGAAGCGGACCCUUUUACAAUCCUGUGAAGGUAACCCACCGCAGGAGUUCUCCACCAAUGCUACUCUAGCAAGGAAGCUGUACAACGUCAAGAACGAUGACACCCAAAUGUGGAGAGAGCCACAAAACCUCACAGGUGCAAAUGAAAAGAACAAUGGUGAGAAGGACCCCCCCAAUUUGAAUGCCCUCUUUGAUCAAAUAAACACCUACAUAGAUGUGAAAAGAUACAAAGAUACAUACGGCGAGGAAAUUUAUAACCAAAUAAUAAAAUUAUAUGUACAUAGGGAUGUCCCCGAGAAUUACGAACAGUUGUUCUUCACUGAACCGACAGAGAAGAGCGUCGCAUUGGACGUGGACAAAUAUGAUGAAGACCAAUUUCAGAAACUAAUGCAGGAGGAGUUCCAAAGAAAUGGAGUCCUCAUAAAAAAUAUUAAUAAGGAUUACUACACAAGGAACAACAUAAAGAAAGUUCUUAAUGUCUUAAAUUAUUUACCUCUACUAAAAUUAAUAAACAAUCCGAUCGAUUUAAAAAAAUUGAAAAAGGAAUACCUACCUCUACUGGCACACGAAUUAAAAAUGUUUCUUUUCUUCAUGGUUAAUAUAACUGGUGGUCAUUUUUCCGCUGGGCUGAGCUUGCUAGAAGUGCAGCUAUUGUUAUUGUACCUGUUUGAUCAGCCUCAUGAUGACGUGAUCUAUGACAUUGGUCAUCAGACAUACGUGCACAAAAUACUCACAGGACGGAAGUUCCUCUUUUUAUCACUAAGACAGAAGAAAGGAUUAUGUGGCUUUUUAAACACUUUUGAAAGUACCUACGACAAAUUUGGGGCUGGUCAUAGCUCCACUGCACUCAGUGCCAUCCAGGGGUUUUAUGAAGCCGAUUGGCAGGUAUGUGAACAGAGAAGGAAUUCUCAAUCGGAAGAGAAACAAACACACCCCAUGGAAGAGGCAAAAAAUAUUUCUUUUAUCCAACCUGGUGAAGGGAGCACAAUACGUACAGGGGAGAAUUAUCAUACGAGUCAUGCCAAGGGAGGAACCACACAAGAAGAGAGUGCCUACCUGGGGCGAAAUAAUUUAGCGGACCAUUUGAACAAAGUACAUAUUGCUAUUAUUGGGGACGGCGGUCUAACAGGUGGUAUGGCACUGGAAGCGCUAAAUUACAUUUCCUUCUUAAACUCCAAAGUGCUAAUUAUUUAUAAUGAUAAUGGACAGGUGUCUCUCCCGACUAAUGCACCCAGCAUCUCGGGGCACCGGCCCAUCGGCUCCAUCUCUGACCACCUCCGCAGCUUUAUCACAAGCAAAAGUGGAAAAGGAGAAAAUGUACCUUCCAGUGGUAGGGAAAAGAAUAACAUUUUUGAAAAUUUGAAUUACGAUUAUGUGCAAGUACAAAACGGAAAUAACACAGAAGCCCUUUUCAACGCGUUGUCUUCCUUUAAGAAGGGGAAUAUGAGUAGAGCCACUGUAUUACAUGUAUGUACCAACAAGACCAGUGAGUUUAUAAACACGAGGGCACCUAUAACUGUGAUGCACUCAGUUAAGAAGAACGAAAUUUUUCCCUUCAAUGUGGAUACACUGAGUUCUGAUGUGCCAGCAGUUAAGUCUCAAGGACACAGCACCAUCCACAACCAGCAUGAUGGAGCGCAGAAUGAUGCAGCGCAGAAUGAUGCAGCGCAGAAGGACAAAUGCAACUCCGGGGCAGGACAACAGGAAGGGAUGUUCUCCAAGAAAAAAACCUUCACAGAUGUGUACACAGAAGAAAUGCUCACAUAUUUGGAGCGAGAUAAAAAUAUUAUUUUCAUUUCCCCAGCCAUGCUAGGGGGAUCCGGAUUAGUAAAGAUCAGCGACAAGUACCCCAAUAAUGUGUACGACGUGGGAAUCGCAGAGCAGCACGCCGUAACCUUCGCAGCAGCUAUGGCCAUGAAUAAGUCCUUAAAAGUUCACCUAUGCAUUUAUUCUACAUUUAUGCAAAGAGCAUAUGAUCAAAUAAUACAUGACUUGAACUUACAGAAGGUCCCCUUAAAAGUUAUCAUCGGUAGGAGUGGCUUAGUCGGGGAAGAUGGAGCUACUCACCAAGGACUCUAUGACCUUACUAUUUUGGGUGCCUUGAACAAUGCAUGCAUUAUAUCACCUAGCAACCAAGUGGAUUUGAAACAAGCACUCAAAUUUUGCUACCACGAUGUGAACCGAUCUAUAUUUGUUCGCCUGCCAAGGAUUAACAUCUUCACCGCGGAGUACUUGCAGAAGUAUUUCCGCAUCGGGGUGCAGCCCCAGGAAGGUGCAAAUGUAGGAAGAGAUAGUCAAGUGGGUCGCGAAGGAACAAACACAGGGGAAGAUCCGAACAAGGACGAUAUGCAAACAUUUUUUGGAAAAGCCCGAGUUAUUAAAAUGAGCUCAGAGGAAAAAAAACCAAACGAAGAGGGGAAAAAAAAAGUGGUCAUAUAUAACAUGGGCAGUAUGCUAUUUAAUGUACUGAACGCGAUUGAAGAAAUGGAAAAGGACGUUUUUUUUUCUAACAAAUUUUCCUUCUCAAUUAUUGAUAUGAUUUUCCUAAACCCAAUGGAUAAAAAAAUAAUAGAUUACGUCAUUGAGGAGAAUAAGCAUGAUGUACACAUUACGUACGAGGACAACACAGUAGGUGGAUUCGCAACCCACUUCAAUAAUUACCUAAUAGAAAAAAAUUACAUUGCUAGACACAAGUUGUCUGUUCAUAAUAUUUACCUACCGACUGAUCCCAUUGAACACGCUACGUAUAUGGAGCAACAUGUAGAUGUAAAAAUGGAUUCAUGUAACUUACAGAACAGAAUAAAGAGUUUCUUACAAGCACAGCUGUCCAAUUGA